AUGGACAAUGAGUUUGCCAGCCUUCCCGAGAGUGGGACGCUUCGAAUUCUGACCACCAAUGGAGAAGAGACUUUACUGAGCUUUGGAGCGACUGAUACAGUGCGAGUGCUGAAGAAAAGGCUUCAAGAGCUUUUCGCCAUUCAAAGCCAGCAGCUGGCAGCACCAUGUUCUGCCAUGCGAUUGAUCUCGGGCAAUGAUGUUUUGCUGGAUCAUUGUGUAUUGGGCGAUCGUGGAGUUGUAGAUGGAGACCAGCUUACGCUUGUUCUUUCACAUGCGCCCUUGGGCACGUUUGAGUACAAUAUGGAAUCAUUUGAUCCGGAUAUAUGGGCUGCUGUAACUGCAUCAUUCACGCAAGAUGGUGAGUUUUGCAUCUAUAUCGAGGAAGAAGAAAUGCUUUCAAUCGAAGAAGAUGAGGCCUAUGACCCAUUCCUUGACGGCAACUUGUGGGAACAUUCCUACCGUGGUCCGGUGGAAGUGGCGGGGUCUCAGAUUCAGAUGUCAGUGCAGAACAGCCAUCGCUUGGGUUCGUUCGAUGGAAUUCUGGAGGUUGGUCUUUUGCUGGGAGAGAUUCUCAGCUUCACUUCAGCGUUACGCGUGUUCGGCCCCGAAGGAGGUGACCUGGUGAGGAUGGUGAGCCCAGCUUGGGCAGAUCCCAAUUGUGAGACACCACGGAAGUCUCAGCAGAUCGCGUUCCUCAUUUCAAUGUUUGGAGGAUUCUUAGGUCUGGAUCAGCUCUACUUGGGCUACUUCUUCCCUUACGGAUUGUUCAAGCUCUUGACGGCGGGCGGUCUGGGACUCUGGUGGAUCUACGACCUGGUGCGCAUCGGGUCCAGCCCAGUGGGCACUGCGGCGAGCUUCAAGGUGAUGAACAACGUGCCUCAUUGGGCCUUCGUCCUUUCCGCUACAGCCCUGUUCGUGGCGUUGGGAUUUAUCUAUAGCGCCUGGUCCAUUCAGCGGCAGCGGGUACAAAAGCAACGCGAGGUGAUGAUGCUGCAAGCCGAAAGUGCGGCCUUGGAAUCGCAGAGACGAUUUUCAGGCUACGGCUCCACACUGAGUUGA
Messenger RNA from Durusdinium trenchii, 1059 nucleotides. NCBI's taxonomy places the organism in Eukaryota, Dinophyceae, Suessiales, Symbiodiniaceae. The record is from the annotation of a GenBank genome assembly.